Molecule: messenger RNA, 1811 nt
Organism: Lates calcarifer (barramundi perch)
Lineage: Eukaryota; Metazoa; Chordata; Actinopteri; Centropomidae
Gene: bloc1s4
Product: biogenesis of lysosomal organelles complex-1, subunit 4, cappuccino
Exons: 5
Coding region: 68-799 (243 amino acids)
Cellular component (GO): BLOC-1 complex
Source: RefSeq, a predicted model, not a curated record
AUCUCAGCAGUCAGUUGACAAAGCAAAACACGGCAGUAGACCAGAAAGAAAGCGAGAGUGAGGAGACAUGGACAAUCGUCAGGUUGACAGGGUGGGCCUCCUGUCCCCCCUGGAGGAGUCCAGCGCGGAGAUCAGCAGAGACAGCGGCAUCGUCUCCCAGAGUGCGAGCAGUUUGUCCAUGGUGAGCGACAUCCUCAGCAGCGGCACCGUGUCGCAGAGCGCCAGCUUCGGCGCGGCAGCUAACGUUAUCCCCCAAAGCCCGAGCCUCAACGAAGCUGCGGAGCCCGGGACGACGACCGACCAGCAGCACGACCCGGAGCAGGACGACGAAGUCCUGAGACGCACUGCCCUCAGCUACUCCUCCUACAUCAGGGCGACAGCCGGAGAAGAGAUCCUGUGCUUAGAGAAGAGCUUGGAAGAAAUGCUGACGAGAGUAGAUGAAUUUGUAGGAAUGCUGGAUAUGAUCCGUAAUGAUACCUCCCAGAUAGUGAGUGAAAACCUACCUCAAAUCCAGCAGAAGUCUGAUGAAAUGAGACAGAUAUACAAAAGAAUUGAUAAGUUAGAGGCCUUUGUAAAGAUGGUGGGAGCCAAUGUCAGUGCCAUGGAGGAGCAAGUCACACAGGCAGAGGGAGAACUAGGAACGCUACCAGGUGCUUUCAAGAAGAUCCUCCGCACAAUGAGUGUCCCAGGCUUCUUAAAUAAACCGGCCAGCCCAAGAAGACCAGCACCACAUCAGCGUCAGGAGAUCCCCAGCGUGUUCCUGACGGAUGAUUAUUUCACAUCACAGCCAGAACAGUGACACGGUAGAACAUUCAACACAAAACUUGGAUCUAACCUCAGAGGCCUGUUUGAGGGCAACAGGGGUGGGGGGACGGGGGGGGGGGGAGACCGUAGAGACAACUUUUACUGCCAUCCAUUGCAAGAGGAUCUAUCGGUGCAGCGGCCUCAACACAGCAAUAGUAGCCUUUCUGAACAAGUCACUGGAAGCCAAGCGUUUGGAGACGCUCUGCAGUUUUUGAGUGUCAUUUUCCUGACAGCACCAAGCACUGAACUGUAGCAUCAUGAUUUUAAAAGUGCCUAAAUUGGUCUUAUUUCUGUCGGUCUUGUUUUCACUACAGUUGUUAAAUGUGACAAGUCAGGAGGACAAAGUGGUCCCACUGUAAAGAAGGUGCAACAGGAGGAGCUGUAAAGAUCUUAUGUCGAUGAUGUACUACAAGAUGUAUUACACAAAGAAUUAACCCAGCUUUUUUAUAAAUUACAUUCCUGUUAAUGGUGUUUGUAAAAACCUGCACGCUGUUAUGAAUUUGUCUGUAUUUCUAAUAUCUCACCCCACCCCACCCCCCAGCAAUAUUGAUCUCGUCCAGUUAAGCAUUUAAUGUCUUCCAUUUCAAAAUAUUCACAUUAUUGCUAGCCUGACGGAUGACAGUUGCCCACGUUGAUGUUGGUCAGCAUCUUUAAUAGCACCUUUUUAACCAAAAAAAAGCACACUAUUAAUGAGUUGUGUUUGUAGUUUCACAAUUCAGACUCAUGAAUCAAAGUUUGGGCCACCGAUGAAGCUGUGAUUGAGUUUUGUGAUGAUUACUGGACAAAAGUUGGAUCUCGUCCUGGGGAGAAAACCGUAGCUCACAGAUGUGGUGAUGGUGUGGCCCUCUGACCCCCUCCAACAAGUUUUAAUCACUAAUGGCCACAGCUAUGAUUCAUUGUUCACUUAAUUAUUUGCCAAAAUAGUCAGAAAUAAGGAUGUUUUAUUUACAGGCCGAUUUUUGGUUUAUGUUUUUAAAAUAAUCAUUAAAGAUUUAUUUGAGACAAAA